CUCAGAGAUGGGAGUGAAAGCAAAUUCGGGGCCGUCAGGAGCAAUCAUAUAUGCAUCACUCACGCCUACAUGAUGCGGUGCCUCUGUGUUUAUAAAUUCCAUCGCAUCCCUCUGCAGGUGCAGAGCAGCUCCAUUCCAUUGCCCCUAGCUCACCACACACUCGAGUGACGAGCACACCCACCGACGAUCGCCAUGGCCGGCGGCAGCAGCCUUAAGAACAUGGUCGUCGCCUUCCUCGUCCCGCUCCCUUCCAUCCUCUUCUACCUCUCCUUCGUCCGCGCCGGCGGGGACACCGGCGCCAGCCCGCUCGCCUCGUGGUGCGCAGCGCACCCUCUGGUCCUGGCCAACGUCCUCUUCUUCCUCAACGUGGACGUCCUCUUCUGGCUCGUCGGCCUCCUCCUCUCCAACCACUGGCUCAUCGACCUGUACUGGACCGUCAUCCCUGUGAUGCUGCUGCACUACUACCGCGGCCACCCGGCAUCCGUGGCGGACGCGGCGAGGUCUGCGGUGGCCGUAGCGCUCACGUGGGCGUGGAGCGCCAGGCUCACGCACAACUACCUCAGGCGGGAGGGAUGGGAGUUGGGCAAGCGGGAGGACUGGAGGUUCAACGAGAUGCGUGCCCAGUACGGCAACACCUGGUGGUGGAUGUCGUUCUUCGCCGUCUACCUCUCCCAGCAGGUGUUCCUCAUCGGCAUCUGCCUGCCGAUGUACGCCAUCCACUCCAGCAACCAGCCAUGGGGCGUCUGGGACCUGGUGGCCGCAGCCACCUGCGUUGCCGGAAUCCUCAUCGCUCACUUCGCUGACACCCAGCUGCACAGGUUCGUGACCAGGAACGAGAAGCUCAAGCGGCUGGGCGAGCCAACCGUCCCGACCCUCGAGGACGGGCUGUGGCGGUACUCGCGCCACCCCAACUACUUCGGCGAGCAGCUCUGGUGGUGGGGCUUGUACCUCUUCGCGUGGAACCUGGGCCAGCGGUGGAUGUUCUUGGGGCCUCUCGUCAACAGCCUCUGCCUCGGCUACGUCACGGUGCUGGUCGAGCGCCGCAUGCUGAAGCAGGAGCACCGUGCUGAGGCGUACAAGCUAUACCAGAAGAGGACUUCGGUGUGGAUCCCUUGGUUCAGGAAGGCCGUCCCUGAAUCGAAGCUGAAGGAGACCUAAGGCCACACUGUCGUUUAGUUGUUUGGGCCAUACCCCUUGUCCAGGUUGUUCACCAUGUUGUUGUUUGUUCCACAACGUCCAUGUUUAGAACCUGUUGUUUCAUCCGCUAUAUGUGUAAUUCACUGUAUGUGCAUGAAGUGCAGCUUGUAUCAUAUGCAUGAUGACCUGUUUAAGGUGCAAGUUAAAAGUAAUGUAUCUACAUUCGUUUGCCUGGUCUG
This is a messenger RNA of Zea mays, 1376 nucleotides long. RefSeq names its product membrane protein. Lineage: Eukaryota; Viridiplantae; Streptophyta; Magnoliopsida; Poales; Poaceae. The record is from RefSeq and is marked provisional. The transcript has 3 exons. Bases 193 to 1158 code for a protein of 321 amino acids. Gene Ontology annotation, cellular component: membrane.